UGCUUCCGGGUCAGGGGGGAAGGAGCCACCAUGGAGCCUCGCGGGGUGGCGGGGCUGGCGGAGCCGCGGGUCGGUGUCUGAAGCGGGAGCGGCGCAGCGCCGCCAGCACCGCCGGGGACACGCAGGCCGGUCCCGCCGCCGCCGCCGCCGCCAUGUCGGUGCUGGGCGAGUACGAGCGACACUGCGAUUCCCUCAACUCGGACUUUGGGAGCGAGUCGGGGGGUGGCGGGGACGCGGGCCCGGGGCCCAACGCGGGUCCGGGGCCGCGAGCCGGCGGCGGCGCGGCGGAGCAGGAGGAGCUGCACUACAUCCCCAUCCGCGUCCUGGGACGCGGCGCCUUCGGGGAAGCCACGCUGUACCGCCGCACCGAGGAUGACUCAUUGGUCGUGUGGAAGGAAGUUGAUUUGACCCGACUGUCUGAGAAGGAACGUCGUGAUGCCUUGAAUGAGAUCGUUAUUCUGGCGUUGCUGCAGCAUGACAAUAUCAUUGCCUACUACAAUCACUUCCUGGACAAUACCACCCUGCUGAUUGAGCUGGAGUAUUGUAAUGGAGGUAACCUGUAUGACAAAAUCCUUCGUCAAAAGGACAAGUUGUUUGAGGAAGAGAUGGUAGUGUGGUACCUAUUUCAGAUUGUUUCAGCAGUGAGCUGUAUCCAUAAAGCUGGAAUCCUUCAUAGAGAUAUAAAGACAUUAAAUAUUUUUCUGACCAAAGCAAACCUGAUAAAACUUGGGGAUUAUGGCUUAGCAAAGAAACUUAAUUCUGAGUAUUCUAUGGCUGAGACGGUAACUGUGGGAACUCCAUAUUACAUGUCUCCAGAGCUCUGCCAAGGAGUAAAAUACAAUUUCAAGUCUGAUAUCUGGGCGGUAGGCUGUGUCAUUUUCGAACUGCUUACGCUAAAGAGAACAUUCGAUGCUACAAAUCCACUCAACUUAUGUGUGAAGAUUGUACAAGGAAUCCGGGCCAUGGAAGUUGAUUCUAGACAGUACUCUUUGGAACUGAUCCAGAUGGUCCAUGCAUGCCUUGACCAGGAUCCUGAGCAGAGACCCACUGCAGAUGAACUUCUAGAUCGCCCCCUUCUCAGAAAACGCAGAAGAGAGAUGGAAGAAAAAGUCACACUGCUUAAUGCACCUACAAAGAGACCAAGGUCAAGCACUGUGACUGAAACACCCAUUGCUGUGGUAACAUCCCGAACCAGUGAAGUCUAUGUUUGGGGUGGUGGGAAAUCCACUCCCCAGAAACUGGAUGUCAUCAAGAGUGGCUGUAGUGCCCGGCAGGUGUGUGCAGGGAAUACCCACUUUGCUGUGGUCACAGUGGAGAAGGAACUCUACACCUGGGUGAACAUGCAAGGGGGUACUAAACUCCAUGGUCAGCUGGGUCAUGGAGACAAAGCUUCCUACCGACAGCCGAAGCAUGUGGAAAAGUUGCAAGGCAAAGCUAUCCGUCAGGUGUCUUGUGGUGAUGAUUUCACUGUCUGUGUGACAGAUGAAGGUCAGCUCUAUGCCUUUGGAUCUGACUAUUAUGGCUGCAUGGGGGUGGACAAGGUUGCUGGCCCUGAAGUGUUAGAGCCCAUGCAGCUGAACUUCUUCUCGAACAAUCCAGUGGAGCAGGUCUCCUGUGGAGAUAAUCAUGUGGUAGUUUUGACACGAAAUAAAGAAGUCUACUCCUGGGGCUGUGGUGAAUAUGGACGACUGGGUUUGGAUUCAGAAGAGGAUUAUUAUACACCACAAAAGGUGGAUGUUCCCAAAGCCUUGAUUAUUGUUGCUGUUCAGUGUGGCUGUGAUGGGACAUUUCUGCUGACCCAGUCAGGCAAAGUGCUGGCCUGUGGACUCAAUGAGUUCAACAAACUGGGUCUGAAUCAGUGCAUGUCUGGAAUCAUCAACCAUGAAGCAUACCAUGAAGUUCCCUACACAACCUCCUUUACCUUGGCUAAACAGUUGUUUUAUAAGAUCCGUACAGUUGCCCCAGGCAAGACUCACACUGCUGCUAUUGAUGAGCGAGGCCGGCUGCUGACCUUUGGCUGCAACAAGUGUGGACAGCUGGGCGUUGGGAAUUAUAAGAAGCGUCUAGGAAUCAACCUGUUGGGGGGACCCCUGGGUGGGAAGCAAGUGAUCAGGGUCUCCUGCGGUGAUGAGUUUACCAUUGCUGCCACUGAUGAUAAUCACAUUUUUGCCUGGGGCAAUGGCGGUAAUGGUCGCCUAGCAAUGACCCCCACAGAGAGACCGCAUGGCUCUGAUAUCUGCACUUCCUGGCCUCGGCCUAUCUUUGGAUCUCUGCAUCACGUCCCAGACUUAUCUUGCCGUGGCUGGCACACCAUUCUCAUUGUUGAGAAAGUAUUGAAUUCUAAGACCAUCCGUUCCAAUAGCAGUGGCUUAUCCAUUGGAACUGUGGUUCAGAGCUCUAGCCCAGGCGGUGGUGGUGGUGGUGGCGGUGGCGGCGGCGGGGGAGAAGAGGAGGACAGUCGGCAGGAAUCUGAAACUCCUGAUCCAAGUGGAGGCUUCCGAGGAACAAUGGAAGCAGACCGAGGAAUGGAAGGUUUAGUCAGUCCCACAGAGGCCAUGAGGAUCAGUAGUGGGGCCAGCAGCUCCUGUCCUGGCUGGCUUCGAAAGGAGCUGGAAAAUGCAGAAUUCAUCCCUAUGCCUGACAGCCCGUCUCCCCUAAGUGCAGCUUUUUCAGAAUCUGAGAAAGAUACUCUGCCCUACGAAGAGCUGCAAGGAUUCAAGGUGGCCCCUGAAGCUCCUUUGGAAUACAGGCCCCCAGCAGGAGCCUGGCCACCUCGGCUGAAUGCAGGAGGAACAGGAACAUGCACUGGGAAGGGAACACCUUUGACCACUCCUACCUGUGCAUGCAGCGCUCUGCAGAUGGAGGUUGAGAGAUUGCAAGGUUUGGUGUUGAAGUGUCUGGCUGAACAACAGAAGCUCCAGCAAGAAAACCUUCAGAUUUUUACCCAACUGCAGAAGCUGAACAAGAAAUUAGAAGGAGGGCAGCAGGUCGGGAUGCAUUCCAAAGGAACUCAGACAGCAAAGGAAGAGAUGGAAAUGGAUCCAAAGCCUGACUUAGAUUCAGAUUCCUGGUGCCUUCUGGGAACAGACUCCUGUCGACCCAGCCUCUAGUCUCCUGAGCCUGUAUAGCCUCCAGGAACCUUGGAUCCAGAGACCUUCACAGCACACUUACUGAAUGCAGAGAGCGCUUUCCUGGCUUUGUUCACUUGCAGACAAGGAGCGCAAGGCGGAGGCUCUGAAGCACUUUCCAUGUACACUUGGAGAGUAGCGUUGCCUAUUAGAUAGGAUCUAGGAGUGGUUUUGUAUUGGAAAAUGGAAGGGCCCCAUGGCCCUGGCUUGGUCCUCGGUGACUGCCAUAGCAACAGCAGCUCUGUACCGCGUCUGGUGAUUUCCACCUUUCAAGAGGAGACACAAUGCUCACCUUAAUUUUGCUGGUAGCAGCUUAUAUCUCAUUUAUCAUUUUCACCAUUAAUUGGAAGCUGCCUUGGAAAUUCAGCACCAGGCAUUGCACCUCUGGGUGGAGGAGGUUCAAGUGUAAAGCUGGAGUGGGCUGGAACCAGAUGUGGCCCAACCAGGUUCAUCUGGAGAAUGGUGAAGUGUUCUAAGCCUUCUCAGGAGCCUGAGUCCAGGAAAGUAUGUCCCGGUGGAGUCAGUCUUGGGCUUGUUUUCAGGAAGUUCAAUUACUUUGUGCAGCUAAAUGCUUUAGGAGGAACAGUGGGCUUAGAUUGCUUUUCCUCUGAGGGUUGAGUGAAACUUCUUCAUUGAGUAGAGAAAGAAGGGCAGGCCCCUCCUCAUCUCACAGCAGGAGUGUCAGGCUGUGGCCAGUGCAGGGUGGGACUUCCUAGCUUUGAAAGAUUCCUCUAAGAGAUGAGGCAUCUCGGAGAGAAUUGAGUCCUUAGGGCAGUAGGAAUGGACUUCAGAGGAGAAACUGUGAGGGGCGAUCCUCCUUCAGCUGCCUCUACUUGGUACCUUCGAGAGGACCUAGAGUGACCGAGUCUUCUGCCCCUGAGAAGGCUUCUUCUGCCUCUGCCUUCGUGGCUCUUAGGGUUCUAAUCCUGACAUCAGCAGCCCCAACCACUCUAUUUCUGUAUGUCUAGUCAGUAUUUUCCCCCUUUUGAUGUUUUAUGAAGCCGUAUCAGUGAAUCUCUAUCAUCUUUCCUACUUGAGUGGCCCAAAGCCAGCACCGAGACCUGAUAGUCCCUGAAGCGUAACAGAACAGGAGGAACCUGCCAAGUGAGAGGAAUUUGGCUGAAAGCUCCCUUCUAAUCCCUGUGUCUUCAUGUCCUUGUAGACAGGAGCAAGCUAGUUUUCCCAAGGAGAAAGAGUAUCCUAGAAAGGUUUGAUGAUCUUACUUAAGGAUGUGAGCUUUGUGUUUCUCCUGGGCCUUAGUAUUUGGGGUCGCAGGAGCUGCCUUGAUGAGUCUCACAUCCUAGAAGGAGCUAAAUUAAUUUUUGUUUCGUUUUCCUUAACCAAAAAAAAUGAAUGUUUGAUAUCUGUGUAAUAUUUUGGAAGGACCUGUGCCAUGGAAGUUUUGCCACUUCGGUAAAAUUGGUUAUGUAAAGGUUGCUGCUCCAAGAAAACCCUACAGCUGGGGAUGGGCAACUCUAUUCAAUGGGACCGUCUUUCGUUUGAUAUUCCCAUUGUUUUCUCAAUUCUGGGAAGCCUAGUACAAUGGUACUAAUGUAAUCACUGAAGCCUUUUCUUAAAGUAAGGGAAGGGGCCAACCCUGGACUAAAGUUACAAGUUCAGGGGACUUGGGGGUUUGCUAUAAACCCUAACAAUGGAUUUUGGUUCAUCAUGUAAAUGAAACUUUGAUUUUUUUUUUUUUUUUAAAGGACUGACUGGCCUUUCAUGUUCUGUAUCCUUCAUGCUCACCAUCUCAGCAGGCCUGAGAGGCAGGGUCAGUUUGGGUGUGAAUCAUGAGUAUUGCUUCUGCCAGGGAACAAGGAACAUGGGCAUGUUGCUGAGAUCGCGGGAUGGAAGUGAGCACUGAAGGGAGGGUGAGAGCCUGGCUCUUGCUCUGGAGGGGAGUUACUCUAGUAGUGGAACACUGGGGUCGUUUCUCUAGCAUGUUCCCUUAGGAAGUCUAGGUUUGCAGUUAAUCUGGCUGAGAAUCUUAAGUUCUGUGCCUUAGAGACAAUUUGCACUUUCUCAAAUUGUGCCUGGGACAACCAUAUGAAUUUUUCCCACCAAAAAGCUAUGCAAACAGAAACCAGUUCAAAGGUGGCAGCCAUGCAUCAGAUUAAAAGUGAAAAGUGAGGCAGCAGAAAUGCCUUUGAAUGGUGUUCUGUAGCUAAUUCUCAAUUGUGUCGUAAUUUUCUUCUUUAUGUAGUGCUAGGUGUUUGAAGUUUUCCGGUAGUAUUGCUUUUGAGUUAUAGUAUAACCUGACGCUCCUCUACUCUGGCAUUGUUGCUAAAGAAUUAGCUUAUUGUUAGCCACAUGUUUGAAAGGUUGAGGGUGGAGUGGUUUGGCAUUUCUGUUUUAAAUAAACAUUUAAACUCUCAGUCAGUUGUAUGCCUCAGUGAGCCUAUGCAUGGACCUUAGUCACUGGGGAGAAAACACGCAGACUCUAGGUCUUCAGGAAUCUUCGAUUCAGUGAGUCUUUAUAUAAAUAAAUAGGUGGUCUUAUAACAGAAACAGUGCAAGGGAUAUUUGCAUAGAAAUAAUCUUUGCUUCUUUCCAACUUUUCUUGCUAACAAUCAUUUUUGCUGCUACAACUUUAUUUCCCCCCAGACAUCUAAAAUAUUUUGCUUAAACUGCAGAGGGAGAAGAAAAUGAGCCAUUAAAAGAGGAAGAGUCAUGUCUCGUACUCGUCUCCUCAGUCACAGUGGGUUUUUUCUAGUGAUAAUGCCAGUUUAUGUUUGUAAAACUGUUUUCCCUUGAAAAGGUUGAACUGUAUUUGGUCUCCCUGGCAUAGCACAGCCAAGUUACAACUUGGCAGAACAUUUCACUAUAGUUUAAAGCAAGAACAGCCUUAAAGUCACAUUUCAUUUGGUUUUGCCAUAUUUUUGGAAACAUUCAUAGUAGAACAACUCUGGAGCAAGAAUGUAUUGUAAAUAAAUGCUUUUAAAUGAGCGUCCCUGGGCCUCCAAAGAAGUAUUAUUCAUGAUAGUGUCAGGGCAGAGUGGGCUUGUAGUCAGGACUACAAAACAUGUCCCUUCGCACCACAAAGCCAAGCAUCAUUUAUUGCUUCAAUGAUUAACUAUGGAAAUAAACAUGCUGAUGACUAAACCUCCCAGAAUCGUGAAUGUUAGGGAGAAAAACACUAUAUCACAUCUCUGCUUCCUCCUGUGUAGUUGUGAAAAGUGAUAAAUUGAUGACCUACAGCAAAUGUUGGCCAACGGUGCUCUGCUGCAUUCAAUACACUGCUCUUAAGAAA
This is a messenger RNA of Phacochoerus africanus (Common warthog), 6378 nucleotides long. RefSeq names its product NIMA related kinase 9 (gene NEK9). Gene Ontology annotation, biological process: protein phosphorylation. Gene Ontology annotation, molecular function: protein kinase activity; protein kinase binding; ATP binding. NCBI's taxonomy places the organism in Eukaryota, Metazoa, Chordata, Mammalia, Artiodactyla, Suidae. Gene Ontology annotation, cellular component: centrosome. The record is from RefSeq and is a predicted model, not a curated record.